Hemibagrus wyckioides is the source of this 913-nucleotide messenger RNA. RefSeq lists its product as uncharacterized. Gene Ontology annotation, cellular component: autophagosome membrane. Bases 54 to 773 code for a protein of 239 amino acids. The record is from RefSeq and is a predicted model, not a curated record. Gene Ontology annotation, biological process: negative stranded viral RNA replication; autophagosome assembly. NCBI's taxonomy places the organism in Eukaryota, Metazoa, Chordata, Actinopteri, Siluriformes, Bagridae. The transcript has 6 exons.
CAAGGUUAAUAUUGUUUUUAAUGAUAUACGUGUUGUUAGUGUGAAGCCGGAUUAUGGAGGCAUGGAGAAGUCACGUGCGGGCAGCACUGACCCACAGGGACUACCGACAGAAAGAUCCUUUCUCUGGACUCUUCACUAAAGUGUCAAGAUUAGAAGAAAUGUUAAGUCUGCACAUGGAUGUAUGGGAGGAUUUGGAGAGAAGCAGAACACAGAGUCCAAAUAAAAAUUGCAAUGCCCAGUUGAGGAGUCCAAGUGAGGAGAAAAACCCAUCAAAAAUCUAUCUGCAGCUGAAAGAAGAAGAGCAAGUCAGAAGAAAGCUUGCCCAGAAAGUCUCAGACCUGACCAGUGAACUUUACCUGAAGGAAGCAGAGCUACAAUACUGUCACUCACAAGUAAGCCGCUAUCGCAGUGAAGCUGUGCUCUUGGCUAGAGGUUCAUGCUGUCUUAAAAACCAGCUGUCUGAGUAUGAAUAUCAAUUGGAAUGUCAGUCAAAGGAGUUGGCUGUAUUGCAACUAGAGCAGAGGACACUGAGGGAGGAGCUGACAAUCACACGUCAACAGAAAGAGGAGCUACUGGAACGCUGGUUGGAGGAGAAAAGAGAGGAGGCAGAGCGAAUUAAUAAGCACAACGCUGCACUGGAAAGGUGGAAUAAUUACGCCGGUCGACUGAGCAGACGUCUGUAUUCCAGGCCUCGUCAGCAAACACGACCAACUACUAACCCUCGAAUCAUCCAAAGAGAUUCAACUGAUCAACCAUCGAACAAGCAUGACUAAAUACUUCGCUAAUUUACUUUUAAUUUCAAUUUACUGAAACUAAAUUUGCAUUUUUACUGAAGCUUAAUAUAUUUAUUUAUAUAUAUAUAUAUAUAUAAAAUUUUUGUGAAUUUCAAAAUAAUUGGUACAAUAAAGUUUAU